Molecule: messenger RNA, 2862 nt
Organism: Anarrhichthys ocellatus (wolf-eel)
Lineage: Eukaryota; Metazoa; Chordata; Actinopteri; Perciformes; Anarhichadidae
Product: heterogeneous nuclear ribonucleoprotein L-like
Exons: 5
Coding region: 1673-2209 (178 amino acids)
Molecular function (GO): RNA binding
Source: RefSeq, a predicted model, not a curated record
GCUGAGACAUCUGGAAGGACCUAGGAGUUGAACUGCUGUUCCUUUGCUUCAGAAGAAGCCAGUUUAAAUGGUUUUGGAAUCUGAUUAUGAGGCCUCCUGGAAGCCUUUCUCGUCCAACUGGGAGGAGACCCCGGGACUGGAGGAAUUACAUAUCCCAUCUGGCCUGGGAAUGUCUUGGGAUCCCCAGGAUGAGCUGGAGUACAUGGCUGGACAAGAAAGACGAAUGGACUUGUUGCAGAGGCCCUCGGAAAUGUCAGAAAAUGGAUUGGCAGGAUGACUAGAAAUGACAAAGCCAUGAAAAUAAGACCAAAGUGGUGUGAAGCUGGAAUUCCCCACUACGUUUCUGUAUAGAUAUGCGUGCUACACAAGAGCAAGGUGCUGCUGAUUCACGUUGUACCUCGGGCCACAAUGCACCAACUGUGCUGUGCGCUCAAAACCCGGCAAUGUUUACACAAUAAUCAGAUCACUGUUGAUAAGAUGUUUCGAGGAACGCUCUAUUAGUAUUCCUUUUUCAUGCCUGACUAAUAACUGACAGCUCCCACGACCACUUAGUGCUACAAUAUCAGUUCACCCUCCAGAUUCCACCUCAAACAUGAUGUUGUGCUGCUGUGUGUAACCUUUUGGCUAUGUUUAUUUAAGGAUAUACCGAAAUAUAUUGUUUUACAACUUGGGUCUUAUUCUUGUUGUUUUGUGUGCCAUUUCUAAUAAUAACAAGGAAUAUUGUAAUAACCAAGCUAAUUGCUGAGAUCUGGGAACAUAUCAACAUCGGUAAAGAUUAGUCAAUGGGUUAAGAAACUGUAUAUAGACUUCCCUCUCCUGUGCAAAAGUGAAGCCAAAAUAGUCCAGAUAUGGCCGCUGCCAUCUUAAACCAAGCCCAGCCACAGCUUGAUUCCUGAUGAUAAUGAUAAUAUCUCUAUAAAUACAUGAAGGAUCAAACUGAUGCAUGUUCUGUUACACAGACUCGGGAUUCGUCAAACUGCUGACACUGAUAUGAACACACACGCCAGUCCACAGUGCUGGCUAGCCUUACUGUCAGUGGAAACUUUGCUAAGCUAGUUAGUUUAUGUCUAUGUUUGAAACAGACAAUCGGUUAUUUAAGAUAUACUCAAAAUGACAGAAACCAUCUUUGGGGAGAAUGUAUUUGAUGUGUACUUUUGGCCCAUGUCCCAUCUGCUCAUGUGAAGGGGGCGGGGUUUAUCACGUAUACUGCGGCCAGCCACCAGGGGGCGAUCGAUAUGUUUUGGCUUCACUUUUGGGGGAGCCUCAUGUCAACCAUUUUUAUAUUCAACCUAUGAGUCAGACCAUCAGACAGGUUAGUCAAACAAAAAAAGAGUUAGCCAGCUGCUAGCCCUCUGUGGUGUCAAAGGAGACACUGAAGUGGCCUUGUUCUGGAUAAAUACCUCUUCCACUUUUACUGUGGAGUCUUCUGAAUUAUUAAAUGCAAUAUCUACAUAUAUGAGCCUAUUGUUUUGAAGAAAAUUAAUGUAGGUGCUGCACACAAUCUAAUAAUGCGUGUGUGUGUGUUUCAGACCGUGGAAAGGGAAGGCAGAGACAGGCCAUUUUAGGAGAACACCCAUCGUCCUACAGUGAUAACGGCUACGGUUCACCCUGCCCCCUGCUGCCUCUGCCUGGCAACAGCAGGUACAAGCUGACCUCAGCGGACGUUCCAGACAUGGUGUCCUAUCCGCUGCCCCAGUCCUCCUCCUCAUACUCUGCCCAGACCCCCAGCUCCGUUGCCAUGGUUAGCGGCCUCCAUUCAUCCAAGAUGAACUGCACCCGCAUCUUCAACCUCUUCUGCCUGUACGGCAACAUUGAGAAGGUAAAGUUUAUGAAGAGUGUUCCUGGCACAGCGUUGGUUGAGAUGGGAGAUGAGUAUGCUGUGGACAGAGCCAUCACACACCUCAACAGCAUCAAGGUGUUCGGCAAGAGACUCAAUGUCUGUGUGUCGAAGCAGCACGCAGUGAUCCCCAGCCAGGUGUUCGAGUUAGAGGACGGCAGCAGCAGCUACAAGGACUUUGCCAUGACGAGGAACAACCGCUUCAGCAGCGCCGGACAGGCCUCCAAAAACAUCAUCCAGCCUCCGUCUGCAGUGCUGCACUACUACAACGUCCCUCCGUGCAUAUCACAGGAGCAUUUACUGAAGCUGUGUACGGAGCAUGACGUGCCUGGCUUCGUCAAAUUCAAGAUGUUUGAUGCCAAACGUAAGUAGAACUUCAUUGUGAGAUGUUUUAUUAGGUUCUUGUUAGAGCUCAGAGGACUUUUGUAGCCUGUGAAAAGGAUUCAUUUGACUGCUCCUACCCCACUGUGUCACCAAGAUAUAUAUAUAUAACAAGAUAUUGUUAUUUUAUAUUACUAUUGAUGACCAAAACUGCAAGAAAUCUGAAGUCAUCAUCGGCCCAAAACACCAAACACACCAACUGCUUCUCCAUCGAUGGCUCCGCUGUCUCCCCUUCCUCCAACAUCCGCAACCUUGGAGUCAUUUUUGUAUCAAUCCUUUCAUUUGAAUCCCACAUCAACCACUUUAUCAAAACAGCUGUUUUCAUCUCAAAAACAUUGCCGGCAUCCGCCCAUCCCUCUCCUUUUCUGCUGCUUUUCCUCAUUCAUCGCCUCGAGGCUCGACUACUGCAGUAGCCUUCUUUUUGUUCUUCACUCCAAACUCCUCAAAAAGCUUCAUUACGUUCAAAAGUCAGCUGACCCAGAUGCUUACACACACUAGCUCCAGAGAACACACCACCCCUGUCCUCCAGAACCUCCGCUGACUCCCUACAGAACAUCGCAUCCAUUUCACACUCCUCAUCACCGACAAAACUCUGCAUAACAUGGCCCCCUCCAACCUAUCCGCACUGCUUAAAUGGCCCCCUC